UGACAGCAUUUGUAUUUUGUCAAACUCGAUACUUUUUUCGACUGAGUUAUAAGUUAUCCGUUGAAUUCUUUCCAUCUCGCAAAGAUCAGAUUUGUCGUGUUUCAGUGUUUGGUAUUCCUGAAAGACGUGCGUCUUCAGUGGGGAUUUGGUAUUUUGUGUAAGUUCCUCUGAAGCACCUGUAGGUGUCUCUUGUUCUGGCCUUUACCGUUGGUUUGCUGGGCAAUUGACUGGGAAUUUCCACUUACGCUUCAGCCAUGAAUUCAAACCUCGGUCCACCACCUGCUACAAUCAAGAACGAGUAUGAUAGCAUUAGCCAGGGCAAGGGCAUCCAAUUCGAUGGUAGACUGCCCAUUGCGGAAUACCGUCAGACUAUACUGGACACGGUGAGGAACUCACCCGUUACCCUGAUCCAUGGAGCAACAGGUUGCGGAAAGACCACACAGAUUCCCCAGUACAUUUUGGAGAAUUUUGUGAGGCGGGGCAAAAUGCCCUAUAUCGUGGUCACGCAGCCCCGCCGCAUCGCUGCUGUCAGUAUUGCCCAAUAUGUGUGCCAGGAGCGUGGUUGGACAUUAGGAGGUCUGAUUGGGUAUCAGAUUGCCCAGGAAAGUGUUCAAAGUGCCGAAACAAGGGUCGUCUACUGCACUCUCGGGGUCCUUCUGGAGAAGCUUGUGCACAAUCAAGGACGAUUGGACUACUAUACGCACGUGAUUUUGGAUGAAGUUCAUGAGCGCGAGGAGGAGAUGGAUCUCGCUUUAUUGCUGAUGAAACGCGUUUUGAAAGACAAGAACUGCCGAGUCAGGUUAAUUGUUAUGUCAGCUACAAUGCACAUGGAAAAGUUAGUGGCUUACCUCGACAAUCCGCCGGUCAUCGCUUUGAAUAGCGGACUGUUUGACGUCACAGUCAAGUAUCUUGACGACAUCCCUUUCGGAGGUUUCCGCUUUGGUGUAUUCUCCCUGGAUGACCCGUACAUGCAGCCAGUAGUUACCGAAUGUCUGGUCAAUCUGGUCGCCUACUUCGACGAGGCGGAGAGAGGCAAUCGCUCGACUGAAAGGGGAUCGGUGUUGAUUUUUGCUCCGGGAAUAAAGGAGAUAAAAAGCAUUAUGCUGCUACUGGAAGGUGAGAGCGCUAGACGGCGAGCAGAGUGGGAAAUUAUUCCUCUACAUUCGACUAUUGCCAACAAAGACCAGCGAAGGAUUUUCCAACCGAAAAAAGCGUCAGUGCGACGAAUUAUCGUAUCGACCAAUAUUGCGGAAAGCUCGAUUACGGUUCCGGAUGUGAAGUAUAUUGUGGAUCUCUGCCUGACAAAGCAGCUGGAACGACGGGCAAACACAUCGUUUACUGGCUUGAAUCUCACCUGGGCGUCGAAAUCCAACUGCGAGCAGAGAAGGGGACGUGCGGGGCGGGUUUCGUCGGGGAUUUGUUACCGAUUGGUUCAAAGAGAGUUUUAUGACACCCUGCCCUCUCACGCCACACCGGAAAUGCUACGGGUGCCACUACAUCGGACGAUUUUGAGGGUGAAGAAACUUGGAAUUGCCAGUACCAUAUAUGAAAUAUUGACGGGCGUCAUAGAUGCGCCUAAUCCAAACGAUAUCGAACGCAAUGUGCUGGAGCUCAUGCAAGCCGAAGCAUUGACGGUUCCUGAUCAUCCCAGUCAUGACAAAGGGGAGCAACGAGUCGACGGACAGCUGACAGCUUUCGGACACGUUAUGGCUUCUUUACCGCUGGAUAUUGCUCUGAGCCGAUUGAUUAUUCUGUCCGUUUGUUUUGAUUGCGUCGAAGAAGGAAUAAUUAUAGCGGCAUGCCUUGCGUCGCGAAAUUUUUUGGAUAGUGGAUUCGGGAAGGAAAAUGACAAGUACAAAAUGAAGCUGGAAUGGGACGAUGGGCAGUGCAGCGAUCCCCUGGCAGCGUUAGCGGCUUAUCGUGCCUGGUAUGAUCAGAAGAGCACGGUCUUUCGUAGUUCCAUUGAUGAGGAAAGGGAAUGGUGCAACAAAUACUCAAUUUCGUGGCACCGCAUUAACGAAGUCUCCGCUCUCGUGACGGAUCUGGAAAAUCAUGUUAAAGAGUUCAGUGUGGGCCAUUCCCAUAGCUUCCGCAACAGAAAAGCAUCUAAAUGGGACACUGCUGGUGAUCAGAUUGACCAGCGAUUGCUGCUCCAGCUGGUAAUUACUGGGGCGUUUUAUCCGAAUUUUUUCCAUGGAACCGGCGACACGAAACGGGUGGCCGCCAAGGGUGAUGCAUUUCUCGAUGAACUGCGGUGUGUGCAGCUAUAUGCCCGAGUAUCGGAUUCGUCUGUCAUCAGCACAAAUGGAGUGAAAGCUUUUUUUCAUAAAAAUAUCGGAGUUAAUCCUGACAACGAAAUUCGAAUUGAUGAGCAAGGUGCCAUCACGGUCUUCUUCAGCGGAGACAAUCCUCGUCAGGUUCCAAAAGCAGUGUACCGGUCUUUAAAACUGCGCGAUAACCGGGAUAUCCAGAAGUGCAUAGAACCUCCUCGACCCAAAUUGAUGUUGCAACCACGCAGCAUACGAACCGAUUCUGCCGCGUCCAGCGCCAAUGCCACGUCGAAAUUCGAAGUGGUGCAGUUCAACGGACCCGCAAGCUCACUGGAAAUUCGGGAAUUCUGUGGAAUUACGAAGGGAACGGAAUUGAAAGUGACCCGGAUGGAACGGUCGUCGGUCAACAGCAUCACUCUGAAUAAUGCACCCUUACAGAAGAUGAAGCGAUGGAUUGUGGCCGCUGAUGUUUCCUCCAAUUCCGUGGAAAACAAGUUAAUCCUAGAAAACACGACGUUAUUGGAAGGUCGACCGGAGUUUUCGGCCCUAGUCUUCUUGUUGUUUACCAACGCCAUCAGUCUGAUACCGCACAAGGAUAACGAAGCAAACGGGAAGUCUAAUUAUAUUGGCAUUCGCGGUAGCCUGGAUCGUCACCGACGUUUGCUGCGAGAUAAUAACUUUGUGAUGUAUUUCGACACGGUGAUCGAUGAAGAUAUGAUGGUGUUUGUCCGUAUCAUCCGCAACUCUAUCCGUGGAUGUUUUGGUGCGGACGUGAUGAAGGAUCCCAUGACCCGGCAAGUGAAAGUCCCGGGGUACCGGAAAGCCAUUCGGCACGCUUUGCAUAUGCUGUUGAACAGUGAUUAUGAGUUUGUUCCCUGCGCGAAGAAUUCCAAAUAUGCUGCUAAACGUGAUCAGGAAGUUUUUUUCAACGAUUUGCAUCCGUUUUUUAGCUCACCUUUGAAUCAUGUGUAAAGCUCGAACAACUACUGUUUAACAUAUUUUGCCAAAAGGUAAAAUUUUACUAACUGCUGUGCAUAAUUUUGGGUUAGAUUUGUUGACUUCUUUCUUUGUGAUAAGAAUUGUUAAGAAUUUGGAACAGUAAAACGCUUUGGUAGA
Messenger RNA from Paramacrobiotus metropolitanus, 3386 nucleotides. RefSeq names its product ATP-dependent RNA helicase TDRD9-like. Gene Ontology annotation, cellular component: intracellular anatomical structure. The transcript has 8 exons. Lineage: Eukaryota; Metazoa; Tardigrada; Eutardigrada; Parachela; Macrobiotidae. The coding region runs from base 255 to 3242 and encodes 995 amino acids. Gene Ontology annotation, molecular function: RNA binding; ATP binding. The record is from RefSeq and is a predicted model, not a curated record.